This is a messenger RNA of Onychostoma macrolepis, 3054 nucleotides long. RefSeq names its product eukaryotic translation initiation factor 3 subunit B-like. The transcript is spliced from 18 exons. Lineage: Eukaryota; Metazoa; Chordata; Actinopteri; Cypriniformes; Cyprinidae. The coding region runs from base 33 to 2081 and encodes 682 amino acids. Gene Ontology annotation, cellular component: eukaryotic translation initiation factor 3 complex. Gene Ontology annotation, molecular function: RNA binding; translation initiation factor activity; translation initiation factor binding. Gene Ontology annotation, biological process: translational initiation. The record is from RefSeq and is a predicted model, not a curated record.
CUGCAUCAUACUCAACAAUUCCAGCUCGUCAAAUGCAGGAUACGGUAAAUAUGGCGGCCGAAUCGGAAUUUGAUGAUGAAGAGGAGCCUUCGUUCAGCGACCAGGAGGAUUUUGUGGAUGACAUCGAUGAUGAAGAGUUGUUGGAGGAUGUUUUGAGGGAGAAACCUUUGGAGGCUGAUGGGAUUGAUUCGGUGGUCGUGGUGGACAACGUUCCCCAGGUGGGACCUGAACGUCUGGAGAAACUGAAAAAUGUGAUCCAUAAAAUCUUCUCCAAGUUUGGAAAAAUCACAAAUGAAUUUUACCCUGAAGCAGCUGGGACGACAAAAGGGUAUAUCUUUCUGGAGUAUGCGUCCCCUAACCAGGCUCUGGAAGCUGUUAAGAAUGCAGAUGGCUACAAGCUGGACAAACAGCACACAUUCAGAGUCAAUCUGUUCACCGAUUUUGAUAAGUACAUGAAUAUCAGUGACCAGUGGGAAACCCCUGAAAAACAGCCAUUUAAAGACUUUGGCAACAUGAGGCACUGGCUCGAGGAUCCAGACUGUCGUGAUCAAUACAGUGUGAUCUAUGAAUCAGGAGAGCGAACUGCCAUAUUUUCCAAUGACCCGAAGGAGCCGAUCCUGGUUGAAGAAAGAGCUCGCUGGACAGAGACUUAUGUCCGCUGGUCACCCAAAGGGACGUAUCUGGCCACCUUUCACCAACGAGGAAUUGCAUUGUGGGGUGGAGAGAAGUUCAAGCAGAUACAGAGAUUCAGCCACCAGGGUGUCUCUCUCAUUGACUUCUCCCCAUGCGAGAGGUAUGUGGUGACUUUCAGCCCACUGAUGGACACUAAAGAGGACCCUCAGGCUAUCAUCAUCUGGGACAUCCUGACUGGACAGAAAAAACGUGGCUUCCAUUGUGAGAGUUCGGCACACUGGCCUAUUUUUAAAUGGAGUCAAGAUGGAAAGUUCUUUGCCAGAAUGACACAAGACACUUUGAGCAUCUAUGAAACCCCAUCAAUGGGUCUGCUAGAUAAGAAGAGUUUGAAAAUAAAUGGAAUAAAAGAUUUUUCUUGGUCCCCGGGAGACAACAUCAUUGCCUUUUGGGUCCCGGAAGACAAGGACAUUCCAGCCAGGGUAACUCUCAUGCAGUUCCCAUCCCGUUUAGAGAUUCGGGUGCGGAAUCUUUUCAAUGUGGUGGACUGCAAGCUUCACUGGCAACGGCAGGGUGACUACUUGUGUGUGAAGGUGGACCGAACACCCAGAGGAACACAGGGUGUCGUCACAAACUUUGAGAUUUUCCGCAUGAGAGAGAAACAGGUUCCUGUUGAUGUGGUAGAGAUGAAAGAGAGCAUCAUUGCAUUUGCCUGGGAGCCCAACGGCAGUAAGUUUGCAGUACUACAUGGAGAAUCACCAAGAAUAAAUGCCUCAUUUUACCACGUCAAAAGCAACGGCAAGAUUGAUCUAAUCAAGAUGUUUGAUAAGCAGCAGGCCAACAGUAUCUUUUGGAGUCCUCAAGGUCAGUUCAUGGUACUGGCAGGACUGCGGAGUAUGAAUGGAGCUCUUGCAUUUGUGGACUCGUCGGAUUGUACCAUUAUGUAUAUUGCGGAGCAUUACAUGGCCUCUGAUGUGGAAUGGGACCCUACAGGCAGAUAUGUGGUGACUUCUGUUUCCUGGUGGAGCCACAAGGUGGACAAUGCAUACUGGCUUUGGACGUUCCAGGGACGUCUUCUGCAAAAGAACAACAAAGACCGAUUCUGCCAGUUGCUAUGGAGACCGCGCCCUCCUACAUUACUCAGUCAAGAGCAAAUAAAGGCAAUUAAGAAGGACCUCAAGAAGUACUCAAAAAUCUUUGAGCAAAAGGACAGACUGAGCCAGUCUAAGGCUUCUAAGGAGUUGGUGGAUAAACGUCGGUUGAUGCUGGAAGAAUACAGGCAGUACAAAGACAGUGCCAUUCAGCUUUACAACCAACAGAGGGAGCUGCGCCUUCAGCUCAGAGGAGGUGUGGACACUGAUGAACUGGACAGUAAUGUGGAGGACUGGGAAGAGGAAACCAUCGAGUUCUUUAUCAGUGAAGAGAUCAUUAAUCUUGGAGACCUGGAGUAGAUGUACAUGGAAAGCACUGUUGUUUCCAGCUAUGAGACAAAAUACUCACCCCCAGAGAGUGCCACAGGUCCUUUACAAGUGCUUUGUAUGAGAGACACACUAAGUAUGCUUACAUGCACAGUUCCAAGCAAAAAGUUCACAGAAGUGCAUAAUCAAAUAUUUAAAGGAUGAAAUACUUUGCACAACUGGGCUGAUAUGAUUUCAGUCAGACUAAAUCAUUUACAGGACAUUUUAAACAGAGAAAUUAUUGUUUUAGUCUGACUAAAAUCAAAAUGCAUGUAAACACACUUACUAAUUCUUUUUCAAUAUAUUCCUGCUGAUAAGGGAUGUUGUUUGAUUCUAAUAUGAAUUUUAAGAAAUAACUCAUAUUCUUCAUAACCCCCCUUCAUACAAUUUUCUUGUAGGAAUCACUGAAAGGAGUAAAAGGCAGUGGUUUAUCAUUUGCUGUUCUUACUGACAGAGCAAGAUACUUCUCAGCAACCAAUGGUACAGUUUUGUGGGUAAUAAUUUCUCAAAAGAAAACUUGUCUGAUUCAAGAGAGGAAUUUCUUUUGUAUUGUGGUCUGGUCUUUUGUAUAAGAACAUUUUCUUUAAUAAGGAAAUCUUUCAUAAUGUAUUUUUUUCCACCAACACCAUUCCAAUGGAAAUACAUAUAGUCUUCAUGGAUGCUUCAGUAGUGAUUCGUGUGCUGCAGUAUCAGGAUGAAUAAUAUCAAUCCAAGCUGUCCUUAAUUAAAAAUCAUUUUUAAAUUAUGAGGGAAUUUUAACAGUAAAAACAUUUCAACAUUUGUUAGCCAAGUUUAAUUUAUGACAUUAGCAAGAACGAGUCUUUCACAAGUACCAUCAAAUUUUUUAUAUGAACAUUUUCAUUGUAUUUUAUUUAAUUUACUUAAUGUUUUAUUUUACUUCAAUUUCCCACAAACUCCAUACUAACCUACAAGAAUGUGUAUGUUUAAUCCUAUAAUAAAUGUAAAU